GCUCGGCAGCCCCUCUCCAAGCGCCGGCUGCCUCUCGCCGCAGGGCGGGCAAGGAUGGCUCGGAAGCCCGGGGGCUUUCUGCAGGAGGCCUCUCACCAAGUCGUCGCCGGAGGCUCGGCGGGCAAAAACUUAAAGUACUGAAAUGGAAUAAUGAAAGAGUAAAAAAAUUACUAGAGAACAUAAUGAUGGUGAGCGCUCUUUGCCUGAAAGGUCUUGUAGAAAUUUGCCUGAUGCAUCCCCUUGACGUAGUGAAAACAAGGUUCCAAAUUCAAAGAGGGAAAACUGAUCCAACCAGUUACAAGAGCCUGGGGGACUGUUUUAGGACUAUUUUCCAGCGAGAAGGAUUGCUUGGCUUCUACAAAGGCAUAUUUCCACCCAUCUUGGCUGAGACACCCAAAAGGGCAGUGAAGUUUUUCACCUUCGAACAAUACAAGAAGCUACUAGGAUAUGCAUCAUUACCACCAGGACUGGCAUUUGCCGUUGCUGGCUUGGGAUCUGGGUUGACAGAGGCAGUUGUGGUUAACCCUUUUGAAGUAGUAAAGGUUACCUUACAGACAAAUCGGAAUGCCUUCACAGAGCAACCAUCUAGCUUUGUUCAAGCUCGGCAGAUCAUUAAAACUGAUGGUCUGGGCCUCCAAGGACUCAACAAAGGUCUUACUGCAACACUGGGCCGUCACGGAGUUUUUAACAUGGUUUACUUUGGAUUCUACUUCAAUGUGAAAAACAUUCUUCCAGUCAAUAAAGAUCCAAAUUUGGAGUUUUUGAGGAAAUUUGGAAUUGGGCUAGUCUCAGGAACAAUAGCCUCAAUUAUUAACAUUCCUUUUGAUGUUGCAAAAAGUAGGAUUCAAGGACCACAGCCAGUUCCUGGAGAGAUCAAGUACAGAACCUGUUUUAAAACUAUGGCAACAGUCUAUAAAGAGGAAGGACUUCUGGCUCUGUACAAAGGCUUGGUUCCCAAGAUCAUGAGGCUUGGUCCAGGUGGUGCAGUGAUGCUUUUGGUUUACGAAUACGUUUAUGCAUGGCUUCAGAACACAGUUGAUCACAAGCAGCGCUUCUGAAAAAUGUACUUUUUAAAAUUAUAUGCAUUCUAAAAUACACUUUAAUAAAGUAAAAGUGAUUCUCAUCCUUUAUGAUGUUGAAUGCCCUCAGAUUACACUGAUGUUAAUACAGUUCAAAACAGAUUUGGCCUUCAGGUCCUGAUCCAAGAAAACAUUUAACACAUGUUUUUCUGUAAGUGCAUAAGUAAAUAGCACGGUUGAUAUUUGUAAUUGUUUUACUGGAUCAAGAGAAAAUAUAAAGGAGACAUAGGAACAAGUUCGUUUUUCAAGGACAAACUGAAAAUUCUGGACACUAAGUUAUGCUAUGUAGUCAAUUCACUUCUUAACAAUUUUCAACUGAAAUGGCAAGAUAAUAACUUUCAGGGGAUUUUGAAUUAAAAAAUUGAAUAAUCAUGUAGGGCCAGAUACUACGUGAGUGUAAACUGCCAGCUUCAUCGACUCCAGGUUAAGAACAUGACCCAUACUCUGCAAACUCUUGCAUCAGUCUUGGGUUCGGUUGCAGUUCAGUCCAGUACGAUUUCAACACUGACAGAAGAGCUUCUUAAGUUGUUGGGAGUUAGGAUAGAGAAAGGACAGCACAACUAGUUGCAACCUGAAAAACACACAUACUGUUAAAUGUCCUACUUGUUCUUAGCCAAAUAUGUCAUAUAAAUCUCACUCAGGUCACAGAAGAUCCUGAAAAUAAUUAGUCUGAAUCAAACUACAAGAAAGGGCAAAACAGCUGUGGGAAUCAUAGAAGAAAUAAGUAAAUACAGGAACAGAAAGAAAUACUUUUAGGCAUAUGAGCUUUUUACUGUGAAUUUUUUAUCCACCUUCAUAUACUCUUGCUUAGAGAGCUGUCCUGUAAUAAAAAUGUUCAAUGCA
This is a messenger RNA of Phalacrocorax carbo (great cormorant), 1922 nucleotides long. NCBI's taxonomy places the organism in Eukaryota, Metazoa, Chordata, Aves, Suliformes, Phalacrocoracidae. The record is from RefSeq and is a predicted model, not a curated record.